Messenger RNA from Strongylus vulgaris, 204 nucleotides. The record is from the annotation of a GenBank genome assembly. NCBI's taxonomy places the organism in Eukaryota, Metazoa, Nematoda, Chromadorea, Rhabditida, Strongylidae.
UCUGCCAUAUCCAAAUCGAUCUUGGAUGAGAGCUCAUCAAAUCCAGACCACGUUGGUGGAUAUCGCCUUGCUGCAGCGACAUUCAGCGGCAUCGAACACAAGUUCGGUUUAUUCCUGCCCCGAUUUGAACGGACUGCUGGGAAGUAGACUCGAGCAUAGCGUAGCUUUUAGUUUGUUAGAGUAUCUCAGAUGUUCAAUGUAAAU